Molecule: messenger RNA, 3925 nt
Organism: Anopheles darlingi
Lineage: Eukaryota; Metazoa; Arthropoda; Insecta; Diptera; Culicidae
Exons: 2
Coding region: 89-3697 (1202 amino acids)
Source: RefSeq, a predicted model, not a curated record
GAUGAGCAAAGAGGCGCAAUUUAGUGCCCAACGUAGCUAGUAUUUUAAAGUACACCUCAUACAACCUGUACCUGCACUUCGCUGAACCAUGGCCAACAAAGCGAACAAGGAUGGUGUGAAUUUUCAGCAACACCUUUUCUACUACCAGAUCGGUUUGUGCCACCAGCAUAAAGAUCGUGAAUACUCCAUCCUGUACGAAGGGGCCGAUAGUAUCUACGGAGCAUUCGAUGAUGUCAUUCUUAAGGAGGAAGGUCCCACGCCCGGACUCCUCUUCUUUCAGGCAAAGCAGGUACUGGAUUCCAACAAAGUCAUUUCCCUGGACGAUGUGUUCGACAUGAAGAAAGGUAUAGUAAAGUAUAUGGAAUCGUACGGUUCAUAUCUUGGGAAUCAUCAGUGCCAAAAGGACGGCACUCCAAACGAAGCAAUCUACUGGACAUCCCAAGCGAUCCACGAAAGCACAACCAAACGGUUUCUACAGCCUUGCCAAGACACUCGAUUACCCUUACAAUCGGUGGGUCCGGCCAUAAAAAAGUAUCGGAUUGAAGAUUGGAAAACGCUGCUGCUGUUCGAUAUCGCUUGGAAAUGGGCGAAAAUCUGUAACCCAAAAGCUGAAUCGAAGCAGAGUGCAGAGUAUAUCUGCAAUGCGGUGGCGAAUGCUCUGGCCUAUGAAAUAUUGGAAAUCAUUGAGGAUGAUAAAGUGAUGUUCCGCGAAGGGUUUCUGUUGAAAGAACCGCAAUAUUUAGCAUCUGUGUCGGAUAAAGCGCGAUCGUUUCGAGAACAGUUUCGAUUGGCUUGCCAACUGCAGCAGAGAAAAAGUGAAUUCGAUAUAAAAUGUUUCAAAGAUGUUUCCUACGAGGCGAAACUAUUCGGACUUAAAGCGAGUGAUGCGCGAGCGGAUUCUGUCAGGUUCGAGCACAAAAAUUUGGAUGAAGGCAAACUUGAACAGUUUUUCCAUGCCUUUCGAUACUACACGGAAGUGCCGAAAGGAGAAGAGAUGCUGAAAAUACUAAAAAGUUUAUUCAACGGUGAUUUUGAAGAAAAACUGUUUGAAAAUCACCUUAUACCGAAACAAACAUCGAGCAAGAAGGUUCAGACCGAUCAAUACAUUAACCGUGUGCAUGUGAAUUCUUUGAUUGAGAUGAUUAAACUAAAAAGUCUGUAUAUAGCACCGAGAAUAUCGGGUGUUACGUUUAGUGAAGAAAGCUCGGUCGAUUUAAGGAAGUGCCUUGAAAAGUUCACAGAUCAAGCGAAGGGAGAUCGCCUACUAGAGAUAUAUGCGCCUUACGUCCUAGAAUGGACUGCUUAUCGUGUGGAAAAGGAGCUACUCAAAUUUUGCACGUGCAUAGUGAUAAAGGAAAAAGAUUUGGCAAUGUUAUUCGAAAAGUUGAGCCAAAUUUUAGAGACCCACCUCGAAAAUGAGCUAAGCGUUAUAGUAGUGUUAAACGUGGAUGCAUCCGAUAUGGAAGAGACGAACAAAUUGCUUAAGAAAGUGAAACGAAUUAUCCACAUAUCAUCCAACUCGUUACCGGGUUCAAACUAUCAAGAUGAGCUCUUGGAACAACACGUUGAAAUGGACUUUGAUCAAUUUAGUCACAUAAACUUGAUACUGGACGACAGAUUACUACCGAAUACAACCAUUAUCCAUGAAGAGGAAUUCAAAUCCAUCCAAAAGCGCGCCGAGCUGUAUCAAAUACAACAAAUUGACGUGAAAUCCGAUCUGUAUAUGCCAGAAGAACGGUUUUACAUCAGACGUACAUUAACGGAUGAUCAUAAUCUUGAGAUAACGAACGAACAAUUAAAGCACGAAAGCCAGCAACGUGUCACAGUCAUAGUCGAUACGGCCGGUCAAGGAAAGACGAUUGAGCUUUUGCGAAUCGCAAGAUUUCUAAACGAGGGCGAUGGUAUCUGUUUAUUCUUUAGAGCCCGAACGAUUGCAGAUAAGCUUAGGAGAGAUACACCUGAAUCAUGUAUGUCAUUAAACGGGUGGGAUGAUUUCAUAAAACUGUUACAAAUUGCACCAUCGAGCGAUGUUGUUAGGAAUAUAGUAGUACAGUAUUUGGCACAGUACGAACAGCUAUACGUUGUCGUUGACGGACUCGAUGAAAUAGUGGAGACCUAUCAGGAUUAUGUUAUUACCGUCAUUAGAAAACUGAUUGCUUCAAAACCAUUGACGGUAAUAAUUGCGGCCAGAACGGAAUUGAAACCAAAGCUUAAGGCAGCAUUCAACCAUGCCGAUUUUUAUCAUCUAGACCAAUUCGCUUAUCAAGCAUACUUUGAAGAACUUUGGCUCAACAAUAGCGCAGAACCGGCGACAGACACAGUUCGACAGAAUGUGGAGUUUUUUCUGAAACACUUUGAUUCCAUUCUUAAGCGUGCUGGUUGUAAAUCUUUUCUUGAGGUACCGCAGCUGUGCAAAAUAAUGGGAACGAUUUACAAGGAGCGAAUUAAGAGAGAGAACUUUCUGCUCUAUAACAACUACGAAAUAGGUUCCAUUUAUGACACAUUUAUCGCUUGCCAGUUUGGAAAUUUAAUUUGCCACUCAUUCGAUAGCCAACUCGAGACGCACGUGCUGGCAACCGAAUUAAUGAAAAACUAUUUCGAUGAAAAUCAUGAAAAGCUGGCGUAUGAUAUUGAAUGUAGCACCCAGUUUGGUAGACAACAAUAUCACAAACUUGCACUUUUCGGCUUAGUCCGCCUAAAUCCUACCAUCGGCGAUAGAUCGAAAAGUGGAGUUGAAUUCAUUCAUCGCACUGUGUUGGAAUAUUUUUUGGUUCGCUACUUUUUAACGCAUGAUGUAGAGGCAUCACAUUUUGUUCAAUUCAUGAAGCGAUAUUUCUGUGUGUCGAGGGUUAAUGUAGCAGAUAAAUUUAUCGAUUUCUUUCUGAAUGACGAAACGUUGCUGUGUAAAGCGACUCGUAGAAAAAUAAAACGGUUCUUGGAACAGGACCCACAGCAGCUUGCAACAUACGUUCGAAUCGCUCUCAAUAACGCAACAUUUAACACGUUGAGACUACUCCUGCGCGAGGCUCCUUCCGUCGCUGUUCAAAGUCUAGAAUUUCGUUUUGGUGGAAUCCAGGAUUCGAAAAAGGAAAAUGUAUCAAACGAAAUCAAUCUGAAGCGACUCGGAGAAAGACAGUUAUUGCUUUUGCUGGGCAUACUGCAAAGAAUUGAUUCAAGCAAUGCGCUCAUUUUAAAUUUGAUCCUCGAACACGAUCUAAAUGAGGAGGAUAUCAUCGAGGUUGCUAUAAGGAAACCGUUUCCCGAAGUUUUCGACGAGAUCAUGUUGCUCUUUGCCGAUAUUCAAAAACAAGACACUGUCGCUUACACAAAGUACAUUACAUCCCGACUUUCACGUUACGUUCGCACUCUCGUAAUUCACUGUUAUGUUUCAAGCGAGCAGCUGAUGGUAGACAAGUUAAGAAAGAUAUGCAUCGAACAGAUAGAAGCAGACGUUAUCCGAAGGGUCUUGACAACUUUCGAUUUGCUGGAUGAAGUUCUAUCGUGUAUUGAAACGGUUCCAAAGGGUAAACGUUUUAUAGAGGAGGCUCGUUGCGAUAUAUUGAAAAAAAUACUGUCGUUUCUCGAAAUGUACCUGAAGGAAGACGAUCUACGUUCACGCAAGGUCCAGCAUGCCGCAAAGGUGGCAACAUUGCAACACGAAUCAUUAAGAACCUUGCUGGAGCACUGGUUGGAAUGAAGAGUAUUACUGAAUCUUGACAAUGCAGGCUUAAAACUGAGUUGGUAGCUACUAAUAUUAUCAUAUUUAUGCCCGAAUAGUAGCUUUAAAUAAUAUAUUUUCAUUAAAUGCAACAAAUCCAAAGGGAAACAUUCGGGCCCACAGGGACAGUGCUUAAAGCUUAUAGGACAGAGAGACCUUAAACAAAUUGUAUACUCUUUUUUAUGUUUGUUUUAUCCAUUUUAUACA